Molecule: messenger RNA, 273 nt
Organism: Yarrowia lipolytica CLIB122
Lineage: Eukaryota; Fungi; Ascomycota; Dipodascomycetes; Dipodascales
Source: RefSeq, a predicted model, not a curated record
AUGCUCGCCACCAGCAAUCAACCCCACAACUCUCACACCACACCACGCACACAAACCACCAUCAAAAUGUCCAACGAAUUCAAGUCCACCGUCAUGCCUUCCCAGGAGGGCAAGCAGUCCAACAUUGGCGGUCCCGGAAUCCAGAUUCCCAAGGACAAGGAGCAGGUCGAGAGUGCUUUUGGCCAGGUUCGAAAUGUCGAUGCCAAGCAGCUCAAUGAGCAGAUUAACAAGGAGGAGAAGGCCGCCGAGGCUGCUGCCGAGAAGAAGAACUAG